AUGCUGAAGUCAUCGAUAGUAGAUACCAGGGUGCGCCUGAUACCCUCGCAGAAGUUGCUGAAAUUUCUGGACAAACACAAGGAGCAUUUUCAUGAUGUUCCCGAAAACGUGGCCAAUAUUAUGAAACAGAAGGGGUACUCUUUGCCCCUCGGCACAAAGAUAACCAAGGACCAUAAAACUGUCUUGAAGCGUCCAAAGAUCGAUUACGAACUGCUGGGAUUACUCACAGCCGACGUAGAUGACAGCGUAGAGACGCCUGUAGAAUCCAAUUUGCCAGGGGAUGAGGACGGUGAAAAGCCGCCUGCACAGCACAAGUCUGUUUUGUAUUUGGAAGACAUUCACUGGCUCAACGAUACCCUGGAUGAACUUCGCAAGACCGAAGUGUGUGAAGUGUUCUUGCACGAACUAAUCGAGACCUGCGACCUAAUUUUGCCCGAAAACGAAUUCAAGCCACGUAAUCCGGAUCUGGAGGCGCGUUGUCAAAGACUGCGCGAGGAGCAGCAUAACAGAGAGUACCAGAAGAUGACCAAGAACGUGGACGCUGGCCUGAAGAACUACCCGGAAGACACCAUCGCCUAUCAGAUCAAGAGCCUUAACAAACAAAUCAUUGCCGUAGUGCAGUUCAUCUUCUCGGUGGCCGCCGGGUUUACAUUCGGCUUCUUUGGAGUGAAUCUGAUGGUGGGCCCUCUGCCCUUCGGCUUCCGUAUACUCCUGGGCGUGAUUGUGGCACUAAUCAUAGCUCUGGCCGAGAUGUACUUUUUGGCAAAGAAGCUGCACGAAUACGAUGAGGUAUUGGAUGCGCCCAAGCGCAAACAGCCGCAGCCAGCCACACCACCAAAGCGUCCGGUUCAGGCCAAGGCAAGCGGUGUCCAGACCCUAAAGCCCCAUGCAGAUUAGAAUGUCACUUACUAAAUUUCUUUAUACAAAAAGACACACAUUUUGGAUUAUUUCGCGUUGCAAUUUAGGUUAUAUAAAUAUGUAGCUGUAAAA
Drosophila ananassae is the source of this 990-nucleotide messenger RNA. Its product is annotated as transmembrane protein 199. NCBI's taxonomy places the organism in Eukaryota, Metazoa, Arthropoda, Insecta, Diptera, Drosophilidae. Gene Ontology annotation, cellular component: endomembrane system. The record is from RefSeq and is a predicted model, not a curated record. The transcript is spliced from 2 exons. Gene Ontology annotation, biological process: vacuolar proton-transporting V-type ATPase complex assembly. Bases 1 to 897 code for a protein of 298 amino acids.